Mucor velutinosus is the source of this 915-nucleotide messenger RNA. RefSeq names its product major facilitator superfamily transporter protein (gene LAS21). Gene Ontology annotation, molecular function: mRNA binding. Gene Ontology annotation, biological process: mRNA export from nucleus. The record is from RefSeq and is a predicted model, not a curated record. Bases 1 to 915 code for a protein of 304 amino acids. The transcript has 4 exons. Gene Ontology annotation, cellular component: nucleus. NCBI's taxonomy places the organism in Eukaryota, Fungi, Mucoromycota, Mucoromycetes, Mucorales, Mucoraceae.
AUGGCCUCUAGACUUGAUCAAGCUCUCGACGAAGCGAUUAAAGACAGAAGAGGAAAUAACAAGAGACCCAGCAAUUUUGGACGCAACACAAGACGUGAUAAUGGCAGCAGCGGUGGUGCCAUUCGCAAGAGAAUUGGCGCUGCUAACAGUUCACCUGCUAUCCGUUCCUUUGUUCGCACCGUCAAUGUAAUGGAGGAGAGACGAGGCGGUGGAGCCAGAAACGUGGAUGGUCAAUGGUCCCACGAUAUGUUUGACGAUGAGGAUGUUCCUAGAAGCAGUAUCUUGAGCCGCCUGGGCACUGCUCGUGGUGGUCAAGGAGGCCGCUCUGAACGUGGUGUCGAAAUCUGUGUCGAAAACUUGCAUUACAAUGUCACUGAACAAGAUGUCAAAGAGCUCUUCAACACUGUCGCCGAUGUCACAAAAGCCAAGCUUAUGUUUGAUCCAUCCGGCCGUUCAACUGGGCUUGCUUAUAUCUCAUAUCAAUCGUUAUCUGACGCUGAAAAGGCUAUCCAAAAGUAUAACAAUAUAGAAUUAGAUGGUCAACCCAUGCAGAUCAAGAUCAGUGAAAGAGCUGCUUCAAGACCUCGUUCUUCAGGCGGAAGCCGUUUCAACAAUGACCGUCUUAGUAACCGUCUUGGCGGUCGCUUAGGCAGCAGCAGCAGCGGUCGUCGUAGCAAUGAUCGCAACGACAGAGAUGAUUACAAGAGAGCAAGCCGUCCAAGCAGAUCAUCCAGAGGCAACGACAAGAGAGAAGAUCGUCAAAAGAAGGUGCCAACCGCUGAAGAUCUAGAUCGAGAGAUGGAGAGUUACAUGAAAUCAAAUUCGUCUGAUAAUAGCACAAGCAAUAACAAUAGCAACGUCAACAACAAUAGCACUGCAACGCUUGAAGAAGAUAUUGAGAUGAUGUUGGAUUAA